CGUGCCUCCCCCUUCACCACCACACUGUUCCUGCAAUUUUCUCCUCCUCCUCCUCCUCCAUCAUGUCGCAGGUGCAGGUUCGGUUUAGAGGAUGCGAGCACCUCACACAUCGACUGGCCCUUGCAACACUCAGCGGGACGCCUGUUCGUGUGGAGGGGAUUCGCUCUGAUAGCGUGGACCCCGGUCUGCGCGACUACGAAGUUUCUUAUCUGCGUUUGCUCGAAAAACUCACGAACGGCAGCGUCAUUGAAAUUUCAUACACCGGUACCUCGUUCGUCUACCGCCCAGGAACCAUCACGGGCGGCCGUGUCGAGCACGACUGCCCGACCGGCCGCGCCGUCGGCUACUUUCUCGAGCCACUGCUGCUGCUGUGUCUUUUUGCAAAAACCCCCACAUCGCUCACCCUACGGGGUGUCACAGCGUCCAAUGAGCCGUCGGACGUGGGCGUCGACGUGCUGCGGACGAGCGUGCUUCCCUUCCUCAAAAAGCAGUACAACCUCGGUGACGAGCUUGAGCUCCGCAUUCUCAAACGCGGGGCAGAGCCCGACGGCGGCGGCGAAAUUAACUUUCUGUGCCCCGUGGUGAAAACGUCAUUGCCGACGAUCCGGCUGACGGACCCUGGCCGAGUGUUCCGGAUCCGGGGCAUUGCGUCAUCCACGCGAAUUUCGCCGGCCACUGUGAACCGGAUCGUGGAGUCGGCACGUGGAGUGCUGAACCGCUUUAUUCCCGACGUGUUCAUCUACACCGACGUUCGUCGUGGAGACGAGUGCGGAAAAUCGCCUGGCUUCUCGCUGGCACUCGUCGCCGAGACGAACCGGGGCUGCUCGUACGCAGCCCAGCAGUGCGGCGAGGCCGGCCAGGCGCCAGAAGACGUGGGCGAGCUGUGCGCCAAGCAGCUGCUCCAGGUCAUCGAGAUGGGCGGCUGCGUGGACCACUUCACACAGCCCUCCAUCCUCACCGGCAUGCUGCUGUCGUCCGAGGACGUGAACCAGAUCGUCAUCGGCCACGACAACAUUACGUCACAGCUGGUCGUGUUCUUGCGUGACGUCAAGGCGCUCUUUGGCCGCGAGUACCGUUUCAAGGAGCUCGACACGGGCCACAUCGAGAUGACUUGUCUGGGCAAGGGCUAUCUGAAUGUGAACCGGCGGUUGCAGUAGACAGCCGCCUGCAACGAACAACAUGGCAAUCUUUAGGUUUUGGGAUAAAUGGUAAUAGCCAGUUUUGGGAUAUGUGGGCGA
Messenger RNA from Schizosaccharomyces japonicus yFS275, 1238 nucleotides. RefSeq names its product RNA 3'-terminal phosphate cyclase. Gene Ontology annotation, biological process: endonucleolytic cleavage in ITS1 to separate SSU-rRNA from 5.8S rRNA and LSU-rRNA from tricistronic rRNA transcript (SSU-rRNA, 5.8S rRNA, LSU-rRNA); regulation of rRNA processing; endonucleolytic cleavage to generate mature 5'-end of SSU-rRNA from (SSU-rRNA, 5.8S rRNA, LSU-rRNA). Lineage: Eukaryota; Fungi; Ascomycota; Schizosaccharomycetes; Schizosaccharomycetales; Schizosaccharomycetaceae. Bases 63 to 1157 code for a protein of 364 amino acids. The transcript has a single exon. The record is from RefSeq and is a predicted model, not a curated record. Gene Ontology annotation, molecular function: RNA endonuclease activity; catalytic activity; enzyme activator activity. Gene Ontology annotation, cellular component: nucleolus; 90S preribosome; small-subunit processome.